Myotis davidii is the source of this 2536-nucleotide messenger RNA. RefSeq names its product vasoactive intestinal peptide receptor 1 (gene VIPR1). Gene Ontology annotation, cellular component: plasma membrane. NCBI's taxonomy places the organism in Eukaryota, Metazoa, Chordata, Mammalia, Chiroptera, Vespertilionidae. Gene Ontology annotation, molecular function: peptide hormone binding; G protein-coupled peptide receptor activity; vasoactive intestinal polypeptide receptor activity. The transcript is spliced from 12 exons. The coding region runs from base 80 to 1336 and encodes 418 amino acids. The record is from RefSeq and is a predicted model, not a curated record. Gene Ontology annotation, biological process: cell surface receptor signaling pathway; adenylate cyclase-modulating G protein-coupled receptor signaling pathway.
AAUGUGAGGGACAUGUGUGACUACCUGCAAAUGAUUAAGGCGGAGCACAGGCAGUGCCUGGAGGAGGCCGAGCUGGAAAAUGAAACAGCAGGCUGCAGCACGAUGUGGGACAACAUCACCUGCUGGCCAGCCACCCCUCGGGGCCAGGUGGUCGUCAUGGCCUGUCCCCUCAUCUACAGUUUAUUCUACCCUCUUCAAGCAACAGAAUAGGUUCUACAUGUCCGUGAAGACCGGCUACACCAUCGGCUACGGCCUGUCCCUCACCUCCCUUCUGGUCGCCAUGGCCAUCUUGAGCCUGUUCAGGAAGCUCCACUGCACACGGAACUACAUCCACAUGCACCUCUUCAUGUCCUUCAUCCUGAGGGCAGCCUCCGUCUUCAUCAAGGACCUGAUCCUCUUCAACAGCAACCCAUCAGAAGACUGCUCCGAGUCCUGGGUGGGCUGUAAGGCCGCCGUGGUCUUAUUCCAAUACUGUGUCAUGAGCAACUUCUUCUGGCUGCUGGUGGAGGGCCUGUACCUGCACACCCUGCUUGUAGUCUCCUUCUUCUCCGAGCGGAAGUACUUCUGGGGGUACAUGCUCAUCGGCUGGGGGGUGCCCAGCACAUUCACCAUGGUGUGGACCAUCACCAAGAUCUAUUUUGAGGAUUAUGGAUGCUGGGACACCAUCGGCACCUCACGACUGUGGUGGAUCCUAAAGGCCCCCGUCCUCACCUCCAUCUUGGUGAACUUCAUCCUAUUUAUUCGCAUCAUCCGAAUCCUGGUUCAGAAACUGCAGACCCCAAAUGUCGGGAAGAGUGACAAAAGCCCGUACUCAGUCACCAAAAGCCACGUUGCUCUUGCCCACCUCUACCCCAAGGCCUGGCUCAGUCCACAAGUGUCCUCUACCCCAGCCCCACCGGUCCAGGCUCAUGAGUCCCACAUCUGCUUCUCCUGCAGUCACCUUCCCUGGCAGGUGAUCGGACCCAGGAGGCUGGCCAAGUCCACCCUGCUGCUGAUCCCCCUGUUUGGGAUACACUAUACCGUGUUCGCCUUCUUCCCCGACAACUUCAACGCUGAAGUGAAAAUGAUCUUUGAUCUCGUCGUGGGGUCUUUCCAGGGUUUCCUGGUGGCUGUCCUCUACUGCUUCCUCAAUGGCGAGGUGCAGGCAGAGCUGCGGCGGAAGUGGCGGCGCUGGGACCUACAGGGCGUCUUGGGCCUGGGCCCCAAAUACCAGCACCCACCCGGAGGCAGCAGCAGCAACGGGGUGACCUGCAGCACACAGGUCUCCUUGCUGACCCGCGUCAGCCCGGGCGCGCGCCGCUCCUCCAGCUUCCAGGCCGAGGACUCCGUGGUCUGACCGCCAGGCACCCAGGGGCGCAGGGGGGCUCCACCUGCCCGCACCCACCCACCCGCCCUCCCGGGCGACACUGGGGACAGAGGCCUACCGGGGCGAGUAGCCCCAGCCCUGGGCUCGGAGGCCGUCCUGGCCCCCAGGUCACUAUCCAGAAGCCCUGGCGCCGGCCUGGGGAGAGGGAGGUGCUUCUAAACAAGCCGGAGCCCCGAGAGGUGCACCCUGGAAGGUGUGGGGUGGAGCUCAGUCAUCAGACUCCUCCCCCAAAGGCUCUCUCCCAAUCAGUGGAAGGAAAUUUGCAUACUCAAGUGACUCCGCCCCCCCUCGUGACCAGUCGAGGAAGGCACCACCCAGGCCAGACAAUACAGUGGGAACAUGGUUGACAAAGGCCUUGCGCUCCCCAUCCCCAAAGGUCCCCCGACACCACCACCUCAUCAGUGCCUGAAGUUCCAAGCUUGCUGUCAGCUUCCUUUGGGUUAAGCAUCACCAUUCAGGCAUCUCUCUGAGGAUGCGGUCCCCUCCCCCAGUGCCCUCUUAGUUGCCAAGUCCUGGAGGUAAGGGAUGCAGUUGUGAGCCGGAGUUCUGAUUUGGGGACACAGCUGUCUUCAGAGCCUGCUGAAGGGGGUGGUCCCAGGAUGAUGGCAACAAUUCGAGGGGCUGCCACCAACCGUACCCAUCCCUAUGGGUUGUGGGAGCUGCCCUCAGCUGCCUACCUACGAGCCAGCUGUGAGAACUAGACUCAGAGAUGUGCACUCCUGGGUCCCUCAGUCCUCACAUCAACCCAGCGAGGUGGGAAUGACUGUCCCUGUUUCACAGAUCAGGAAGCGGAGCCUCACAGAGCAGGUACCUGGCCUUGUCAUGCAGCGGGAUUUGAACUCAGAUCUGGCUGACAGGAAAGGGAAAGCACAGGCUUCUUACUGCUGCCUUUUAUAUCUUAUAACAUGCUGGAUCCUCUUGUUAUUUGUUUCACCCCUCGUCGUUAUUGCCACCAUCCCUGUAACCGCAACCCCCUCCCACCUGACCCUCCCUGGCGUGUGGCUGUGGCUGAGGAGUCCUCUGGCCCAUGUGUCGUCUACACAACAGCCUGGUGGUCAUGGCAUCGUGUGUCUGCUCCGCGCCUCUGUGGUCCCAUGGCUUCCUGCCCACACCACAGCCGGAAGACCCUCAUGUGUGCAAUAAUAAAUGUUGUGUUGGAUUGGCUUGGUU